Molecule: messenger RNA, 2278 nt
Organism: Zea mays
Lineage: Eukaryota; Viridiplantae; Streptophyta; Magnoliopsida; Poales; Poaceae
Product: laccase-like
Exons: 3
Coding region: 185-1957 (590 amino acids)
Biological process (GO): lignin catabolic process
Cellular component (GO): apoplast
Molecular function (GO): copper ion binding; hydroquinone:oxygen oxidoreductase activity
Source: RefSeq, marked validated
GCACGGAGCGUACGUACAUUGCAGUAGCUAGCUAUAGCUGGCCGGCCAUCCCCUCUCGCUCGCUGCUAAACACGUUCCAGCUUGUUUGCUCAGAGAAACAGCGCGCGCGCACACACACACACAUCAUCAUCAUCGAUUCAUCGUACACAGGAUCAGAGAGCUUAAUUAGUUCUAGCUCUGCUGCAUGCCCCUUCGACAACGUCCGACGAUGGGCGGCGGCGGCGGCGGUGUAGCUAAGAUGCCGGCAGGCCAGCUCUGGUUAUUACUGCUAGGCGUGUUGUUGUUAGCAUUUGGAGUCCCAGCCCAGGCCUCCAGGAAUACUCACUACGACUUCGUUAUAACUGAGACGAAGGUCACCCGACUAUGCCAUGAGAAGACCAUCCUGGCCGUGAACGGGCAGUUCCCGGGGCCGACCAUCUACGCGCGCAAGGACGACGUGGUCAUCGUCAACGUGUACAACCAGGGCUACAAGAACAUCACCCUCCACUGGCACGGCGUGGACCAGCCGCGGAACCCGUGGUCCGAUGGCCCGGAGUACAUCACGCAGUGCCCCAUCCAGCCCGGCGCCAACUUCACCUACAAGAUCAUCUUCACCGAGGAGGAAGGCACGCUGUGGUGGCACGCGCACAGCGAAUUCGACCGCGCCACCGUGCACGGCGCCAUCGUCAUCCACCCCAAGCGCGGCACCGUCUACCCCUACCCCAAGCCGCACAAGGAGAUGCCCAUCAUCCUCGGCGAGUGGUGGAACGCGGACGUGGAGCAGAUCCUCCUCGAGUCCCAGCGGACCGGCGGCGACGUCAACAUUUCGGACGCCAACACCAUCAACGGCCAGCCCGGCGACUUCGCCCCGUGCUCCAAGGAGGACACCUUCAAGAUGUCCGUGGAGCACGGCAAGACGUACCUGCUCCGGGUCAUCAACGCGGGGCUCACCAACGAGAUGUUCUUCGCCGUCGCCGGGCACCGCCUCACGGUGGUCGGCACCGACGGCCGCUACCUCAGGCCGUUCACCGUCGACUACAUCCUCAUCUCCCCCGGACAGACCAUGAACAUGCUCCUCGAGGCCAACUGCGCCACCGACGGCUCAGCCAACAGCCGCUACUACAUGGCUGCGAGGCCGUUCUUCACCAACACGGCAGUCAAUGUCGACGACAAAAACACCACGGCCAUUCUGGAGUACACGGACGCGCCACCCUCCGCGGGGCCACCGGACUCCCCCGACCUGCCGGCCAUGGACGACAUCGCCGCGGCGACGGCGUACACGGCGCAGCUCCGGUCCCUGGUCACCAAGGAGCAUCCGAUCGACGUGCCGAUGGAGGUGGACGAGCACAUGCUCGUGACGAUCUCCGUCAACACGAUCCCCUGCGAGCCCAACAAGACGUGCGCCGGCCCCGGAAACAACCGCCUCGCCGCGAGCCUGAACAACGUCAGCUUCAUGAACCCGACCAUCGACAUCCUCGACGCCUACUACGACUCCAUCAGCGGCGUGUACGAGCCGGACUUCCCCAACAAGCCGCCCUUCUUCUUCAACUUCACCGCUCCCAACCCGCCACAGGACCUCUGGUUCACGAAGCGGGGCACCAAGGUGAAGGUGGUGGAGUACGGCACCGUCCUGGAGGUGGUGUUCCAGGACACGGCCAUCCUCGGCGCCGAGAGCCACCCCAUGCACCUGCACGGCUUCAGCUUCUACGUGGUGGGCCGAGGCUUCGGUAACUUCGACAAGGACAAGGACCCCGCCACGUACAACCUGGUCGACCCGCCGUACCAGAACACCGUCUCCGUGCCCACGGGCGGUUGGGCUGCAAUGCGCUUCCGAGCGGCAAAUCCUGGUGUGUGGUUUAUGCAUUGCCACUUUGAUCGUCACACGGUGUGGGGCAUGGACACUGUGUUCAUUGUGAAAAAUGGCAAGGGCCCGGACGCUCAGAUGAUGCCACGUCCCCCUAACAUGCCCAAGUGCUGAGAAAACAAGGGCACGAGCUACGACUGCUCGGGUUGCAUGCAAGGCGCUCGAUCAAACCAGCUAAUCUUAGUUGAUUGGUUGAUUUAAUUAUUUGUGGUACAUAUUUUAAGUAGAACGGUUCUUCAAAUAAAACGGCCAGUUGAGAUGUAAUUAGUGUCAUUUGUGUUCUUUUCUCUUUUUAUUCAUUUGAUUGUAAGAGAAAAACAAAUUCAUUAUAUUUAUUAUUUGUGUCGGUCUACUGCUAGUUCAAUCUCCAAGUGUAAUUAAACAAUGUAUGUCAAAUCAUGUAUCUAGUGAAAAUUCAAUAUAAAUGCGUGCUUC